AUGCCGCUAGAGCCUCGCAUUCCUCAAGCCGACGACUACCCGAGAAGCCACGACGACGAUGAUUCGUCAGCGUCGGAGAGAAAGCGACCCGGACGGCAUCGUAACAAUGACGACCACCCGAGUCGGGAAAGCAUGCGCGGCAGGCAUGCCAGAAAAGGAGGCGCGCAUCACGACGACGGCUACAAUGAACGCGGCCGAAACAGUGGAGAUGAGCGAAACCGAAACAGCGCAGAUGAACGCCACAGAAACAGUGCAGAGGAGCGCGACAGGAAUGGUGCAGAGGAGCGCGACAAGAACAGUGGAGAAAAGCACAACAGGAACAGUGGAGAGGAGCACAACAGGAAUAUUGGAGAGGAGCACAACAGGAAGCUUGGAGAGGAGCACAACAGGAACAUUGGAGAGGAGCACAACAGGAACAUUGGCGAAGAGCACAUCAGGAACAUUGGAGAGGAGCACAACAGGAACAUUGGCGAAGAGCCCAUCAGGAACAUUGGAGAGGAGCACAACAGGAACAUUGGCGAAGAGCACAUCAGGAACCGUGGUGAGGAGCGCGACAGAAGCAGUGACGAGGAGCGCGACAGAAGCAGUGACGAGGAGCACGACAGAAGCAGUGUAGAAGGCAACGUCCGCAAGGGUGGCUUCAAGGGAGGCCGCAGAGAAGGGCGCCGCCAUCGGCCCCACAGCUGGGGCGCCAGAAGGAUCGACCAGGACAAGAACGACGGCUAUCCUGCUGACCCUAACUACGGGUUCCUGGAGGACUCAGAGCCUGAAGGAAUGGACGAACGCAAGAAAAAGCUGAGCGAGCUGCUCUGA
This is a messenger RNA of Rhipicephalus microplus (southern cattle tick), 813 nucleotides long. RefSeq lists its product as uncharacterized. The record is from RefSeq and is a predicted model, not a curated record. NCBI's taxonomy places the organism in Eukaryota, Metazoa, Arthropoda, Arachnida, Ixodida, Ixodidae.